CAGCAGGGUCAGAAGGGAGGUGGUCGCCCUCCGUCGUGGCCUGGCGUGGAUUCCGAGCGUUGGUGUCUGGCGGUUUCCGACCGUUGGUGUCUGGCACGCGCCACCCCGAUGUACCAGGCACGGCAGGAGCGGCGGCCCAGCACUCGGCACUGGCCACUUGCAGACAAGAAGACAAGAAAAUGAUUUGAGGACAGCUUCAAUCGCGGUGUGAAGAAGAAAGCAGCAAAACGACCACUGAAAACAACGCCGGUGGCAAAACAUCCAAAGAAAGGGUCCCAAGCGGUACAUCGUCAUAGCUGGAAACAGUCAGAGCCACCAGCCAAUGAUCUUUUCAAUGCUGCGAAAGCUGCCGAAAGUGACAUGCAGAUGACUGAGAGUCUUCAGUUACUAGAUCCAGACACGGGGACUGCAGAGAAAGGCUGUGUGCAUCCGCUGUCUACUCCACUGUCUCCUCUGCAGAGGCGGAUUUCCCUGACUGAAGACCAUGUUGCAGGCCCACAGCUGCCUACAGGCCCUCUGGGCAACCGUCCCAAAAUAUGGCAAAGAAACCUAUUCUGAGAGAUAGGGUCUCACCAUGUUGCCCAGGCUGGUCUUGAACUCCUGGACUCAUCCUAAAGUGCUGGCCUCUCAUUCCCUGUCUGUGCACACCUCACGGCAAGGGCCAGCCCGUUUCCUCCCGGUCACCUCCAAAUCUUGCUGCUUUUAAUUCAACUCAGAGCCCUAGCCAGGGUUGAGUUCUCACCCACCUGUGCCGCCCUGCCUUGUUACCUGGAAGCUCAGCCUUGGGGACUGAGCAGGCCCUCACUGUCACUUUAAGAAGGGAUUCAGCCACUUUGUGCUCACCACCUCUGGGGAAGGUGUGAGAGGAGAGAAGGAAGUGGCUGUUUGGCUGCUGACAAUAUGAAGACUUCCUGUGAUGAGAACAGAGGCACAGGUGCCGGCCCUGCAGCCCCCAGAACCCGGACUGGAGGGGGCCAUGGGGCGCCGGACCCUGGCCCUGCCCUGGGUGCUGCUGACCCUGCGUGUCACUGCGGGGACCCCGGAGGUGUGGGUGCAAGUUCGGAUGGAGGCCACCGAGCUCUCGUCCUUCACCAUCCGUUGUGGGUUCCUGGGGUCUGGCUCCAUCUCCCUGGUGACUGUGAGCUGGAGGGGCCCCGAUGGUGCUGGGGGGACCACGCUGGCUGUGUUGCACCCGGAACUUGGCAUCCGGCAAUGGGCCCCUGCUCGCCAGGCCCGCUGGGAAACCCAGAGCAGCGUCUCUCUUGCUCUGGAAGUCUCUGGGGCCAGCAGCCCCUGCGCCAACACCACCUUCUGCUGCAAGUUUGCGUCCUUCCCUGAGGGCUCCUGGGAGGGCUGUGGGAGCCUCCCGCCCAGCUCAGACCCAGGGCUCUCUGUCCCGCCGACUCCUGCCCCCAUUCUGCGGGCAGACCUGGCCGGGAUCUUGGGGGUCUCAGGAGUCCUUCUCUUUGACUGUGGCUACCUCCUUCAUCUGCUGUGCCGACAGAAGCACCGCCCUGCCCCUAGGCUCCAGCCAUUCCACACCAGCUCCCAGGCACUGAGAGCACGAGCAUGGGCACCCAGCCAGGACUCCCAGGCUGCUCUCCACGUCCCUUAUGCCACUGUCAACACCAGCUGCUGCCCAGCUACUUUGGACACAGCUCACCCCCGACGGGGGGCUGUCCUGGGAGGCUUCCUCAGGAUCUCGAACCUGUGGAAGGAGGACCAGUCUGUGUACUUCUGCCAAGUCCAGCUGGACAUACAGAUCAGGGAGGCUGUCGUGGCAGUCCAUCAAGGGGACCCACCUCACCAUCACCCAGGGACUGAAUCUGGGGUGCAGCAGAGCACAGACUCAGGCCCGCCUUUCCUCUCCCUGAAAGAGCCUGCGCUGGCCUUGGACAGAGAAAGGGAUGAGAAGGCCCCUCUCCUGCCUGGACAGCUCUGCUGGUCUCCCCGUCCCCUGGAGAAGAACAAGGCCAUGGGUCGGCCCCUGCUGCUGCCCCUGCUGCCCCUGCUGCUGCCCCUGCUGCUCCUGCUGCUGCCGCCAGCAUUUCUGCAGCCUGGUGGCUCCACAGGAUCUGGUCCAAGCUACCUUUAUGGGGUCACUCAACCAAAACACCUCUCAGCCUCCAUGGGUGGCUCUGUGGAAAUCCCCUUCUCCUUCUAUUACCCCUGGGAGUUAGCCACAGCUCCCGACGUGAGAAUAUCCUGGAGACGGGGCCACUUCCACGGGCAGUCCUUCUACAGCACAAGGCCGCCUUCCAUUCACAAGGAUUAUGUGAACUGGCUCUUUCUGAACUGGACAGAGGGUCAGAAGAGCGGCUUCCUCAGGAUCUCAAACCUGCGGAAGGAGGACCAGUCUGUGUAUUUCUGCCGAGUCGAGCUGGACACCCGGAGAUCAGGGAGGCAGCAGUUGCAGUCCAUCAAGGGGACCAAACUCACCAUCACCCAGGCUGUCACAACCACCACCACCUGGAGGCCCAGCAGCACAACCACCACAGCCGGCCUCAGGGUCACAGAAAGCAAAGGGCACUCAGAAUCAUGGCACCUAAGUCUGGACACUGCUAUCAGGGUUGCAUUGGCUGUCGCUGUGCUCAAAACUGUCAUUUUGGGACUGCUGUGCCUCCUUCUCCUGUGGUGGAGGAGAAGGAAAGGAUUUGAAGUCAGGCCGGUCACAGUGGCUCACACCUGUAAUCCCAGCACUUUUGGAAGUCGAGGUCAGCAGCGGACUAAAGCCACAACCCCAGCCAGCUGAGUGCUGGGCCUCCCCAAGGGAGUGGGGAGUACAGGUGCGGGCAGGGGACGGGUUUGGAAAUCAGGGACUGUGCUGCUAAGAACCCCACAAGCCCAGCCUGCCACAAAUUCUCCUGAGUUUUUGCCACCACCCACUUAAAUCUGAUCUCUGAAGCAACUGCCUCGCCUGCCUCACUGUAAUAAUCCUGGCCCUGCAUCUAAAAACACUUCCCCUCCUGCAGAUAGCAGGGCGCCAAGCAGUGACUUCUGACCAACAGAGUGUGGGGAGAAGGGAUGUGUAUUAGCCCCGGAGGACGUGAUGUGAGACCCGCUUGUGAGUCCUCCACACUGGUUCCCCAUUGGCAAGAUACAUGGAGAGCACCCUGAGGACCUUUAAAAAGGCAAAGCCGCAAGGCAGAAGGAGGCUGGGUCCCUGAAUCACCGACUGGAGGAGAGUUACCUACAAGAGCCUUCAUCCAGGAGCAUCCACACUGCAAUGAUAUAGGAAUGAGGUCUGAACUCCACUGAAUUAAACCACUGGCAUUUGGGGGCUAUUUAUUAUAGCAGUGCUAAGAGUUCCUUUAUCCUCCCCAAGGAUGGAAAAAUACAAUUUAUUUUGCUUACCAUACACCCCUUUUCUCCUCGUCCACAUUUUCCAAUCUGUAUGGUGGCUGUCUUCUCCUAUGGCAGAAGGUUUUGGGGAAUAAAUAGCGUGAAAUGCUGCUGACA
This is a messenger RNA of Pan troglodytes (chimpanzee), 3459 nucleotides long. It is a transcript of the gene PILRB, whose product is annotated as paired immunoglobin like type 2 receptor beta. NCBI's taxonomy places the organism in Eukaryota, Metazoa, Chordata, Mammalia, Primates, Hominidae. Gene Ontology annotation, molecular function: signaling receptor activity; MHC class I protein binding. The coding region runs from base 917 to 2752 and encodes 611 amino acids. The transcript has 19 exons. Gene Ontology annotation, biological process: negative regulation of T cell receptor signaling pathway. The record is from RefSeq and is a predicted model, not a curated record. Gene Ontology annotation, cellular component: plasma membrane.